Seminavis robusta is the source of this 2089-nucleotide messenger RNA. The record is from the annotation of a GenBank genome assembly. Lineage: Eukaryota; Bacillariophyta; Bacillariophyceae; Naviculales; Naviculaceae.
UCACUUUUGCUAUCAUUGACUGUUGGAUCCUCUUGCAGAGCUCAGGUUGCAUAGCAGGAGAUGCUGAAGCCUGGAUUGGAUUCCUUCAUGUCAAUCAGAUGAACCUGCUGAUGCCAUGUGGAUAGUGACUUGUAUCCUCCUGCUUUUGGCAGGCAAUGGGAGGGCCUUUUGGAUACCCCAUCACCAAAUACUGCCUUUUACGCGUCUCGGCUCGACUUCUUUGGAAACCAUUUUGGAGUUGGAUCCACACCAAGUUCUAAAAUCGGACACCUUGCAUAACAUACAACAGUUGGUGGACCAACGGGGGGAAGCCCGAUGGGAGGGAAACUAUCCACAAGCAGAUACUCUCAAAGAACAAAUCUUGCAAGUCAGCUUGCCACAGGGAGUGGUCCUGUCACUGGAAGAUAUCCCACGGACAAAGGGAGGGGGGUCUCAUUGGAAACUGCACUAUCAGGUUGCAACGACAACAUCAAGAGAAAAGAAGCUGUCCGUCUUGCAAUUGGCGCAUGCGGCGUUGGGGCUGGCGGUUUCGUGCUCUCAAACCAUGACACCCCUCCAGGAAAAGCAGCAACAGCUGGAUCGGUUGGUACAUCAGGCCAAGACUCUCUUGAGGCAAUGGAAAUCUAUUCAUGAACAACGAAAUCUUACGAUAAUGGAAUCAAGUGCGAAUAGUCCUAGAUUAUCAAACAAUCCACAUCUUGAACAAGAAAAUAGCCAAGCAUGGCAGUCCAUCUUUGUUCACAAGCUGCACCAUGAUAAUGACGACAACGACGCUGACUACAUUACCGGUUGGUCCACCGUGGAAACCACGUUGCGAGGUCGCAAGGCGGCCGAUGCAGUGUUUUGGUUUGCCAUGGCGGGGGUGAGCGACGCGGAGCUCUAUGACUUAUUGUCCGACGUUUGCAUCAAAGAAUUGCGCCGGUUUGGAACCAAACCAACCUGUCGUGCCAAGGACAUUUUGCAAAUCAUGGAUCGAUUUGCAGCAUCGGGCGUACACUCGUCAGCGUCACGACAGUUGGAACACGUGGCCAAGGAAUGUUUGCAAACCAAAGACGACGAAGGCGAACCGGACGAAUUAUUGUUGGACCUUCACUCGGAUCGAUGUUUGCUGCUCUUGUGGAAGUUUUCCUCCCGACAAAAGAAGCAACAGUUCUUUCUACAAUUGGCACGAAAGCACUGGGAAACGCAACAAAGUGACCCAGAGCAUGUGACAAGGGAUACUCUACAUGGCGGGCUUUCACCAAUGUUGGAACGAAACGUCCCAGAAACGAGCAAGGAAGACGACACUGUUGUUUGGGAUGAACGAUUUGCAGACCCUACACGACCUCUUGUGAUUGAUGUCGGUUGUGGUAUGGGCUUGUCACUGCUGGGGUUAGCGUCUUUGGGACAGGCUGAUGGCAUUGAUCCGACGAUUCAAAGUAACGUGGAAUGCGAUUCUCUUCCAGCAGUACUGUAUGACGAUUGCAACUUCUUGGGGGUUGAUUUGAGCGGGUUGACCAUUGGAUAUGCGCAAGGAAUUGCGGAGCGAUGGGGACUCGGUGAUAGAUUGCAUUGGGAAGUGGAUUCGGCAGAAGCACUACUCCAAUGCGUCAUCGAUUCCUAUCCAGGUCCAGUUUUGCUGUGCUUGAUUCAGUUUCCAACUCCGUAUCGACUGCCGACAACACAGAGUGGAGGCAAUGCUCAGCUCCCAACGUCUGCCUUGGAUGGGUUCAUGGCAUCACCCAGCCUACUCAAAUUGAUUCAUCAAGUGUUAUCCAAAGAAUGCACCACUCACGGCAAGCAUGGAGUGGGACAUUUGAUACUCCAAUCCAACUGUGAGGAUGUUGCCUUGUGGAUGCAUGACGCAGCUACCACGGAGUGUGGCUUUCAAGCCAUGCCGAUGCUUCAUCCUGUCCAGGCAGCAAAAACGGACGAUUUGCCACAGCGCACCCAAAACUGGAUCGACAUGGGAGGCGCCCGUGCUGUGGGGUCAACCUGGAGUGCCGUACCCUUGCUACCAAGAAAAGGAUCCACCGAAACGGAAGUGGCUUGCCGCAUCAAUCGAACUCCCAUUCAUCGAUGUGUGCUGACUCCAAGGUUGGAACUGUAG